AUGCCCUCUCUGUGCUGGGGGGUCCCCAGUGCUCUGCUGCCCCUCCUGCUGCUGCUGCUUCUGGGCCAGGCCAGCCCCACCUCCAUCAGCGUGAACCUAGGGGUGACUGUGAUGAAGGGCCGUUCUGCCUUCCUGUCGGAGGACAAUCUCAAGUUUGCUGUCCCCAAAGAGAAGGAUGCCUGCAAAGUGGAAGUGGUGGUGAAUGAGCCAAUCACCCAGAGGGUUGGCAAACUCACCCCACAGGUUUUUGACUGUCAUUUCCUUCCUAACGAAGUCAAGUAUGUCCACAACGGCUGCCCUAUUCUGGAUGAAGAUGCCGUGAAGCUCCGACUUUACAGGUUUACUGAAACAGACACCUUCACGGAAACCUUUGUCCUGCGGGUCUAUCUGCGGGAACCAGACUGUAACAUCAUCCGCAUGAGCCCCAAUGUGCUGGAGGUGUCCGAAUUCUAUGGGCUGUCCCGGGCCAUUGAUAAGAACGUGCUCAGCUUCGAUUAUGGUGGGGCGGCUAACCUGGAGUGCACCGUCAGCCUGGCCCCUGUGGGCACCUGGCUGCCUGCCCACGGUCAGAUGGUCCUGGUGGAGCCUGGGCCAGAAGAACCCCGUGGAGAUCAGCCCCACAGCUUUUUCCCUGAGACGCACCUGGGAACAGAACUGAGGUGUCCAGGUGGAAGCUGUCCAGUCCGAGUGAAGAAAGUAGGAAGUCUCAAAGUGAGCUGUGAGGAGUUCCUGCUGAUGGGGCUUCGCUAUCAACACCUGGAUCCCCCUUCACCCAACAUUGAUUACAUCUCCAUCCAGCUGCACCUCACAGACAGCAGGAGUAAAAUCAUAUACAAGUCAGAGAGCGCGUGGCUGCCUGUCCACAUCAGAGCUGGCCUUCCGAAUCAGAUCCCAAGGGCUGCGUUCAUGGCCAUGUUUAUUCUGGAAGUGGACCAGUUCAUCCUGACCUCCCUGACCACAUCGGCUCUGGACUGCGAAGAUGAUGAGACCCCCAAGCCCUUGUUGGUGUUCAACAUCACGAAGCCCCCACGCCAGGGCUUUGUCACUCACCUGUUGGAUCACACCCGACCCAUCUCCUCCUUCACCUGGAAAGACCUAAAUGACCUGCAGAUUGCCUACCAGCCACCAAACAGCAGCCAUACGGGGAGGAGAAAUUACCAGGUGGAGUUGGAGGUCCACGACUUCUUCUUUGAAAGGAGCGCGCCAAUCACAGUGCAUCUCUCCAUCAGAACAGCAGAUACGAACGCCCCACGCGUGUCCUGGAACACAGGUCUAAAUCUCCUGGAGGGGCAGUCGCGGGCCAUCACGUGGGGACAGUUUCAGAUUGUGGACAACGAUGACAUUGGUGCCGUCCGUCUAGUCAUUGCUGAUGGAUUGCUACACGGGCGUCUUACUCUAAGAGGGGGGAAAGGAUUUCUCUUCACGGUGGCCGAUCUGCAGGCAGGCGUGGUUCGAUAUCAUCACGAUGACAGCGAUUCCACCGAAGACUUCGUGGUCUUCAGGAUAUUUGACGGCCAACAUAGUAUCCGCCAUAAGUUUCCCAUCCACAUCUUACCCAAAGAUGAUAGCCCCCCGUUCCUCGUCACCAACGUGGGGAUUGAGCUGGAGGAGGGGCAGACUGUCCGGAUCCAGGGCUCCGUGCUGAGAGCGUCCGACAUGGACUCCAGUGAUGACUACAUCUUCUUCAACAUCACGACGCCCCCGCGGGCGGGAGAGAUCAUGAAGAAGCCCGGGCCAGGACUGGUAGGCUACCCUGUUCCCGGCUUCCUUCAGAGGGAUCUGCUUAACGGGAUCAUUUACUACCGGCAUUUUGGUGGCGAAAUCUUUGAAGAUUCUUUUGAAUUGGUCCUGUGGGAUAGUCAUGAACCUCCAAACCUUUCAGUGCCUCAGGUGGUGAUAAUUCACAUCACUCCAGUGGACGACCAACUUCCAAAAGAGGCUCCUGGGGCAUCUCGGUAUUUGGUUGUCAAGGAAACCGAGGUGGCAUACAUAACCAAGAAGCAACUAUACUUUGUAGAUACGGAAUCCUAUGACACAGAGCUGCUCUACACAGUAACGACUCCGCCAUUUUUCUCCUUUAGCCGCAGCCAUUUGGAUGCUGGGAAAUUAUUCCUGGUGGACAGCAUACCAAAGCUAACCAAAAACCCUGCAUCCCUGAAGCUGAGGUCAUUCUCUCAGCAUGCUGUGAACUACAUGAAAGUGGCUUAUAUGCCGCCCAUGCGAGACAUAGGUCCCCACCUCCGACACGUCCAGUUCACACUGGCCGUCAGUAACCAACGUGGCGGCACUUUGCAUGGCAUCUGCUUUAACAUAACCCUUCUCCCAGUGGACAACCAAGUUCCGGAGGUAUUGACCACGCCCCUGAGAGUGGCGGAGGGCGGUCAAUGCAUCAUCAGCACCGAACACAUUCUGGUUUCGGAUGUGGACACCAACCUGGACCAGAUCCACCUCACCCUUCAGAGACCACCUUUCCACGGAAGGCUGGAGCUGGAUGGAUUGCCAGUUAACACUGGGGGCACAUUUUCCUGGGGAGACCUCCAUGCCCUAAAAGUUAGGUAUCAGCAUGAUGGAUCUGAGACACUUCAGGAUGACAUACACCUGGAGGUCACUGAUGGCACAAACUCUGCCGAAUUUGUUCUACAGGUCAAGGUAUUCCCUGUAAAUGAUGAGCCCCCGGUCCUAAAGGCUGACCUCAGCCCCAUGAUGCAUUGCUCAGAGGGAGGAGAGGUGAUCAUCACCCCCGAGUACCUCUGUGCUACUGAUGUGGACAGCGAUGACUCGGAACUGGUGUUCGUGAUUGCUCAGAAGCCUCGGCAGGGGGUGGUGAAGAGCGCUGGAAUGGUCACCGAGCAGUUCUUUCAGAGAGACGUUCUCUCUGGGGCUGUGACAUAUGAACACACAGGUGGUGAGAUUGGCCUGGUGCCCUGUGUUGACACCAUGACGUUGGUGGUUUCGGAUGGACUCGCCGGCCCUUCUGUGAACGGCUGUUGUUACAGCGGACCACACCCAUCUGUCCCUCCCCACGGGUCCUUCCCUGCGUAUGAGCUCAACAUCACGGUGCAGCCAGUGGACAACCAGCCACCUUCCAUCGCAAUCGGUACCCCGUUCCUCGUGGACGAGGGUUUCUGGGCGCCGGUGACCGUUAACCAUUUGUCUGCCACCGACCCUGACACUGCCGCAGAUGACCUGGAGUUUGUUUUGGUUUCUCUUCCCCAGUUUGGUUACAUUGAAAACACACUCCCUUCUGCGGGUUUUGAAAAAAGCAAUACGGGCAUAAGUAUAGCUUCGUUCCGGUGGAAAGACAUGAAGGCAGUGCGCAUUAACUAUGUGCAGUCCAAGCAUCAGAGGAUAGAGCCACGUGCCGACCAGUUCACGGUGUACGUCACAGAUGGGGAGCGACGCUCUGUGGAGAUACCAUUCGAUGUCCUGAUCAAUCCCACCAAUGACGAAGUUCCUGACUUUGUGGUACAUAACAUUACGGUCUAUGAGGGCCAGAUGAGAGAGCUGGAUUCUUCCAUCAUCAGUGCUGCGGAUCGGGAUGUUCCCAAGGGGCCCUUGCUGUUCACCGUCACUCAGGAGCCUCGCCAUGGCCUCCUCCUCAGUGUGCCCAGGGAGGCCAUCGCCCCGCAGCAGCGGCCAGCGCGCCCUCACCAGAAUCAUCAGCGGGUUCACAACUUCUCCUUGGAGCUUCUCAAGACCGGGAGGAGGCUGCUGUAUGCUCACGAUGACUCCGAGAGCCUUGCUGAUGACUUCACUGUCCAGCUGUCGGAUGGGAAACAUAAAAUUCUUAAAACCAUUACAGUGACGGUCACCCCAGUUAAUGAUCAGAAGCCAACACUGAGCAAGCAGGCAGAAAUCACGAUGGCUGCGGGAGAAACGCGUGUUCUUUCUAGCGUGGUUCUUUCAGCCACAGAUGAGGACUCGCCUAGGGAGGAGAUUUGCUAUGUAUUUGAAAGACUUCCCCAAAACGGGCAACUCCAGCUUAAGAUAGGGAGGGACUGGGUCCCACUCUCCCCUGGCAUGAAGUGCACGCAGGAGGACGUGGAUCUGAACCUGCUGAGGUACACACACACCGGGCUAGUAGAUUCCCAGAACCAAGACAGCUUCACCUUCUACCUGUGGGAUGGUAACAACCGGUCACCAGCAUUUGACUGUCACAUCGCCAUCAAGGACAUGGGGAAAGGUGAUAUUGUCAUCUUUGCAAAGCCCCUUGUGGUGUCCGAAGGUGACAGGGGUCUCUUGACGACCAGCACUCUCCUGGCCGUGGACGGCACAAACAAGCCCGAGGAACUGCUGUAUGUCAUCACGUCGCCCCCGCAGUAUGGCCAGGUUGAAUACGUCCACUAUCCUGGAGUUCCCAUUACAAGCUUCAGCCAAAUGGACAUAGCAGGGCAGACGGUCUGUUACGUACAUCAGAGCAAAGUGGCCACCUCUAGCGACAUGUUCAGAUUCAUUGUCAGCAAUGGGCUGCGGACGAAGCCCGGGCUGCUGGAGGUCACGCUGGAGACGGUGGACAGAGCCUUGCCCGUGGUGACGAGGAACAAGGGGUUGAGACUAGUUGAAGGGGCCACGGGCCUGCUUUCCCCUGACCUCCUCCAGCUGAUGGACCCCGACACUCCCCUGGAGAAACUCACCUUUCUCGUGGCCCAGCUCCCACAGCACGGCCAGCUCUACCUGCGCGGGACGGUGCUGCUGCAGCCCAGUUUCACGCAACAGGACGUCGACCGCAGGGCCGUGGCCUACAGGCACUCCGGAGGGGACUCCCAGAUGGACCAGUUUACUUUUGUGGUCACCGAUAGGACAAAUCGAGGCUUUAUUGUGGAUGGGAGAGUGUGGCAAGAACCCAUUUCAUUCACCAUUCAGGUGGACCAGUUGGACAAAACAGCUCCCCGGAUCACACGCUUGUAUCCCCCCUCUCCGGUGGGACUCCUGAACAAUGGCCGCUAUGGGAUUUACAUCACAUCCCACGUGCUGAAGGCCUCAGACCUGGACACCCAGGAUGAGCAGAUCAUCUUUCAGAUUUUGCGAGGCCCACAGCACGGACAUCUGGAGAACACAACAACAGGUGAAUUUAUCCGGGAAAAAUUUAGCCAGAAGGAUUUAAACAGUAAGAGCAUCCUUUACAUCAUGAAUCCAUCUCUGGAAGUAACGUCUGAUGCUGUGGAGUUUCAGAUCAUGGAUGAUACAGGGAACGCUGGCCCUCCUCAAAUUCUGGAAUUGAAGUGGUCUCGCAUCGAAUGGGCACAGAGUGAGUAUGGGGUCUGUGAGGAUGUGGGAGUGCUGCCCUUGGAAAUCACCAGGAAGGGCUACGCCCUGGACUCAGCCUUUGUGAAUGUGAAGGUCAACCCGGGGUCAGCUACGGUUGGAAAGGAUUUCACGGUGGCUCGAUCUAAGCUGAUUCAGUUUGAUCCAGGAAUGUCAACUAAGAUGUGGAAUAUAGCAAUUACCUAUGACGGGUUCGAGGAAGAUGAUGAGGUCUUUGAAGUAAUUCUCAACUCCCCCGUGAAUGCCGUUCUUGGCACAAAGACAAAAGCUGCAGUGAAAAUUUUGGACUCAAAAGGAGGACAGUGCCAUCAUUCCCAAAGCAAGCACAGCCCGUGGGACAAGGGGGUUGGGCAUCCGCCGCCCCCAGGGGCUUCCUCACCCACCACUUUUGGUCCCUUGCAUCCGGAAAGAAGACCCCGCCCAUCUUCUAAGAGGCUAGAGGUCACCAGAGGAGACACUCCACAGAGCUUUGAUGCGACAGCGCUUUCUCGAAUGAGCCUCAGGCCCCGUGGGAAUGGCAGAAUCGUUCAUCCCUCCUCUGUUUUUAGAAAUGGAACAGACAUCAUCUAUCAUUAUCAUGGGACAGUGGCCCUGAAGCUGGAGAGCGACAGCUCCCCCACUCCCCAGGCCAAAGCUUCCAUCACCAGCCAGCCCCCCAAAACCCUCAGAGCAGCCCAAGGGCCUCAAGCCAAUAAGGUGGAAUCCACAACAGAGUCACAAUCUGCCAGACAGGACCGUUUGCCCUCCUUCCCCAAGAAUUGUACUCUGGAAUUAAAGGGACUUUUCUAUCUUGACGAAAGCCGUCAAAAGCUGUAUCAGUGCAAUGGGAUUGCCUGGACAGCCCGGAACCCCCAAACCAAGGAGGUGGAAGAUAAAUCCUGCCCAGCAGGGUGGCGCCAUCACUCAGGCUACUGCCAUUUGUUGGUCACCGAGGAGAAACACACCUGGACCACAGCUGCCCAAGCCUGCACAGAACAACUCCUGGGCAGCCUGGUAACUGUCCUCACCAGGCAGCAUAUGCAAUGGCUCUGGGACAUGAGUGGAAGGCGGCCCUUCUGGAUAGGCUUGAGCGACCGAGGACAGGGUGGCCACUGGGAGUGGAUUGGUGGUGAGCCAGUCACCUUCACCAACUGGAGGAAACUACCCCCGCAACCUUCAAAGCCUGGGAGGAACUGUGUCUUGGUUCAAAGACAAGGGAAAUGGCAAGCCAAGGACUGUAGGCUGGGCAAGCCUCACAGCUAUGUAUGCUCCAGGAAACUCUAAGUGCUACUGCCCGUCCAGGGGCCCACCCAGGUUCACACCUAUUUAUUUAUAGGAUUUGUGACUGUGGCUCAAGAGAAAACCAAGAGUUGUGACUGAUCUGUUAACAUUUAUAAAAUCAUAGAUUAUGAGUGCUUCUCUCCAGUUAAAAAUGGAACAUAAAAGGAUUGGAGAAUGAAUAUUUCUUGACAAGACGAGAUUGAAUGUUUUGUAUCACGGUAUACAUUGUAAUUAAUGGACAAGCCUGCGGUACUAUAGGAUGUGAGGUGUACUUCUCCCAGGAGACAUCUUCCUCUCUUCUGAAAAUAAGUCUCAGGCAACACUAAUAUCAUGACCCUUGGAAAUUUUUGUCCUAUUACCUCAAAUGAGACCUUUCUGAAAUCUACAGCAGGCACACCUACCAUGUCAGCCUGAAUGUGGUGAACCUGUCAGUUUACUGACCAGGGCUGAAUUGCCCAAGGUCGCUCAGUCCUUGUAAAUGUGGUCCCUGACAUUAAAAACUGUGGACCAAAGAAGGAACAAUUUUUUCUUUAAAAGGUCUGGUGGCCAAGGGCGGUUUUAGAUGAGAGAGCCACUCUUUAGGCUCAUCUCCGAAGCUCAAGUUCAAGCAAGCCUUCAGGGGACUCCCUUUAUCUCCAAGGUCUAUACUUCAAUAGUCAUUAAACAGAUCCCCUUUGCCAGUGAGAAUCUUGGCUGUGUAACAGUACAAAGCUACUGAUUGGGGUUCCCUGGCCUUGCAGAAUCAUGGUAACUUUGAAGUGCUGUGGGUCUCUUCCCUGCCAUGUGGAAUACUAUCUGGCAUAGCUCAAGGACAUUUGAAAUAGAGAGUAUAUACAAAUGAUGACUAACAUAAGGGGAGGAAAUAUUGCUUCCUCUGAAAUGUGCUAGCGAACUGUGCUGAUGCACGAUGAAAAGUUAUACUGAAAACAGAGCCCUUGAAAGCCUAUGUUCUUAGAAAAAGAUUUCAGUGCAAUUCUGAGCUUUUAAAUCUUUAAUCUUUGCAGAAAUGCCAUGCUAACUCGAUUCUCUAAUGUGCGGGAACCUUAUUAAUUUAUAAGCUCAGUUGAGGGAAGCAUUUUUGUGGCAGUGAAUUCCAGGACUAAUUACAGGCCAUUAGAACCUUACAUCUGCAAUAUUUCCUCCAAUUUUUUUCUCUUCCCAAUCAAUGAAAAGUUUGGUUAUGCCAGGUGUAACUUUCCGCAUGAAUCUCAGUGCAGCAUCAGAACCAAGUAGGUUACCAACUAGACUAGGAUUUAGGUGCAGGUUUUAUUAUAACGUGUUUUUUUCCCACUGCAAUCCGUCAAUGUUGACUCAUAGCAAAUCCCGAUGGGUUUCUGAGACU
This is a messenger RNA of Echinops telfairi (small Madagascar hedgehog), 7867 nucleotides long. RefSeq names its product FRAS1 related extracellular matrix 1 (gene FREM1). The record is from RefSeq and is a predicted model, not a curated record. Gene Ontology annotation, biological process: cell communication. Gene Ontology annotation, cellular component: membrane. Bases 1 to 6528 code for a protein of 2175 amino acids. The transcript is spliced from 36 exons. Lineage: Eukaryota; Metazoa; Chordata; Mammalia; Afrosoricida; Tenrecidae.